Molecule: messenger RNA, 1099 nt
Organism: Photinus pyralis (common eastern firefly)
Lineage: Eukaryota; Metazoa; Arthropoda; Insecta; Coleoptera; Lampyridae
Exons: 5
Coding region: 306-977 (223 amino acids)
Source: RefSeq, a predicted model, not a curated record
GCAGAGUAGGUCACAUUGAAUAUAACAAACAUCUUAUCACUGUGUCGAAAUGCGUUAGGCAGUUUACGUAAUAAGUAAAAUAUGUCAAUUUACAAUCAGAAGCAGCGAUUGAAAAUCAACUAAAAAUAACUUGUUUCUUAGAUCAUUAAAUAAAAACACUAUAGUGUUUUUAUUCAAUGGUUAGAUUUGGUUCACUUUCGAGAAACCUAAAAUUCCUAUCAGUUGACCUAUCGAGUGUAAUUGUGAAAUGAUUACAUUGGCUAUAUAAGCUCCAGCUCCAAAUUUUCUGUUUAUAACAGUUUAAAAUGAAAUCGAUUGCUUUGGCCAUCUUCCUACUUCUAGUAGGAAUAGUUAACGUAAAGGGUGACGAUGGUGAUACAACUACCAUUUGGGAGGAUUUACUCGAAAACAAAUGUAAAAAGGCCGGUAUUGCCGACCCUCUUAUGGGAUUUUACGAGACGCUAUCCACAACUUUAGACUGUUUGGAAGUUCAAAAUAUGACAUCUCACUAUGCCAAGUUUGGUCCCACUGAAGCGGUGUGUGAAGGUUUCCCUAAAAAUGUUCGCGGAUGCUUUAAAGUCGCAGUAGACAACGUAGCAAAGUGCUUGGAGACCGAAGAAAAAUAUUUACCCAACUUCAUAUUUGAAGCGCUUGAUAACUUUAUUGACUUAAUAUGUGUAGACAAAUUUGUAGAAUCAUUGGAUAAAUCAAGCUUCACUCAGUGCAUGAAAGAUAUUUCGCAAAGUAAGUUUAUGGAAACUUGUAAAGAAAAUCGUUUAUUGAAAUCACUGCCAGAGAAACAUAUUGUUAUCCCUCAGAAAUCUGAAUUGUGCAGUGACCUAAAAGAGUUUCACGACUGCUUCGAAGAUAAUUUGAAGCAGACAUGCACCGGAGACAAUAUUGCUAUAACCCUUUUAAAUAAAUUAUACAAAGCUAUUUCGCCUUCGUGCAAUAAAGAAGAAGAAACCUCAACUUGAAGAAAUUUGCUUGUGAAAAAUAAUAACUAAAUAAUAACUACUACGUUGUUAUAUAAUUAAUUAAGGGAAAUAAGGAAAAACGAAUUUACUCUAAACAAGCAAAUAAAUUUUUGUUAACUGCG